AUGACCAAUUACAGCGCACACGACAACGCAAAACUGGUAUCUGGUGGUGGUGACAAGAGUGUAUUCUAUUGGGAUGUCGCUACUGGUCAAACGAUACGGCGCAUUCCGGGGCACGCAGCCAGAAUCAAUGCUGUUUCGUUCAACGAGGACGCUUCUGUAGUUGCGAGUGGAUCCUUUGAUGCCACAGUCAAAAUUUGGGAUCUAAAGGCUCAAGCAAGGUCUCCCAUACAAUCACUUGAAGAGUCGCGGGAUGCGAUUCAAACACUCUAUGUCGGACCGCAGGAAAUCAUCACUGGGUCUGUUGAUGGGCACGUCCGAACGUAUGAUCUGAGAAAAGGCCAGCUAACAAGCGAUUACAUGGGCCACCCAAUCACGAGCAUUGUUCCCACCAAAGAUCAACAAACAUUGCUCGUAACAACAUUGGAUGCCAAGAUACGGCUCCUAGAUCGCAAAACAGGUCAAGUUCUUAACACUUUCUCUGGCCACAAACACGACUCAUAUCGCUGCCGUGCCGUUUUCGACGUUAAGGAGGAGUGUGUAAUAUUUGGCGAUGAGGAAGGGCGCAUUUGGGCAUGGGAUCUCGUAACGGCAGCGCCCCUUCCUCCGGAUCCGGAGCGUGUCCACGAAAAGGCGAUACUGUGGACGGAAUAUCAUCCAUUGAACGAUGCACUCUUGACUGCUAGCUCCGAUGGGAUGAUAUCUUUAUGGGAAAUGUAA
Serendipita indica DSM 11827 is the source of this 717-nucleotide messenger RNA. Lineage: Eukaryota; Fungi; Basidiomycota; Agaricomycetes; Sebacinales; Serendipitaceae. The record is from the annotation of a GenBank genome assembly.